Messenger RNA from Drosophila grimshawi, 3666 nucleotides. RefSeq names its product rab11 family-interacting protein 4B (gene nuf). The record is from RefSeq and is a predicted model, not a curated record. The transcript has 7 exons. Bases 581 to 2197 code for a protein of 538 amino acids. Gene Ontology annotation, cellular component: endocytic vesicle; recycling endosome membrane; cleavage furrow. Gene Ontology annotation, biological process: endocytic recycling; regulation of cytokinesis. NCBI's taxonomy places the organism in Eukaryota, Metazoa, Arthropoda, Insecta, Diptera, Drosophilidae.
GCAUUUAACUCUUGCCGCGUGCACAACGAAACGGACGAAGCGAUAACAACGGAAAAACGGCCGCCUCGCGUUGGCUGGGGAGUUCCGCUCUCUUGCUCUCCCUCUCUUCGUCUCUUACUCUCUCUCUGUCUCUGUUAGCGCUCGCGUGUUUAACAUUUUGUAUUGUGUUGUUUUGUUUUUGGUGGAAAAUGCAAAAGACGCCAAUUGCAGCUGCAGUUGCUGUUGCCGCAUUUUCUUCUCAUUUGUGUGUGCAACAAUGCAUAGAAAAGUGCCCAACAAAUUAUAUAAAAUAUAAACGACAAAGACUAAAUAUCAAACUAAUUUAAAAAUGUGCCUUAAAUGUUAAAAAUAAACACAAAUUAAAGAACAACACAAAGUGUCUUCCGCUUGCAACAAACAACAACAUCAACACAGAUAAAACUAACACAGCAAGUGUGAAUACUCAACACCCAGUGCCACGCCCCCAAACUGAAUACAAAACAAAGCCAAAAAAAAAAAAACACAGAACUACAAACCACAAAACACAUCGAAAAGAAAAGUGUAACAGAAAUCGACGGGGGGAAAAAAUAAAACACAAAUCAUGAGUAGUCAACCUGCCAGCCAGCCCGAUAGCAUUGACUUAGCCUAUGAUAUGUGGGCGGGUCAAUUCGAAUUUGUCGGCCCAACAGUGAAUGCAGCAACCAGCACCAGCACGACGGCAAUUAAUCACAAGAACAACGCGCUCAACAACAACAACAACAAUAACAACUGCGUGAAAUUUGGUAGUGAUCGGAACGCUAGUCAAAGUAUUUCCUCAGCGGAAAGUUUGGAGGAUUUGAAUUUGAAUUUCAAUACCAGUUCCACACAAAAUCCCCUGAGCAACGCCUACAGUCUGGGUGUGGGCGUGGCUGGACAAUAUCCAGGAUUUGGCAAGCAGCCGAUACUGAUCGAUCAGGAGACAUUUCUGAGCCUAAAUCCGGCUGAUUUUGAGGAUAUUGUGCCAUCGGAUUCGGAGCCCAGUUCCCUGGUCUUUAUCGAGAAUAAACUUGAAGCGAACAACAAUAACAACAGCCUGGAAUCGAACAACAAUAAUAAUAAUAAUAAAGUAUACAAUUUGGAAACGUUGACAAGUAAAUUCAACAAUAAAACGAACAAUACCAAUACCAACGGCUUCAAAUUGGAAAAUCUAAAGAACUUCAAAAACAAAUUGCUGUGCGAUUUUGAGGAAAACAGCGGAACAGCCAACGGAACAAACGGCAAAAUGAACGGAGCCCUCAGUGCCGAGAUAUGCGAUAAUUUCAACGAGCAAUUGGAGCUGCUGCAGCGCAAGGUGGACGAUCUGUCAGAUACGCAAAACAUAGCCGAGGAUCGCACGACGCGCACCAAGACUGAAUAUGCGGUGCUCCAGGCGCGCUAUCACAUGCUCGAGGAGCAGUACAGAGAGUCGGAGUUGCGUGCCGAGGAGCGUUUGGCCGAGGAGCAGAAGCGCCAUCGCGAAAUUUUGGCCCGUGUGGAACGCGAAGCCUCGCUGCAGAAUGAGAACUGCCAGAUGAAGAUCAAAGCCACAGAAAUCGAGGCGAAUGCAUUGCGCGACGAGGCGCAGCGAUUGCGUGUCUUGUGCGAUAAGCAGGCCAACGAUUUGCAUCGCACCGAGGAGCAGCUGGAGCUGGCACGCGAUCAGAUUGCGGCCCUGCAGCAGGAAUACGAUGAGCAGCUGCAAACGCUGCGCCAACACGAAAAGGAAAAGAAAUCCACCGAGGAGCUAAUGCUCGAGCUGAGUCGCGAAUUGCAGCGUGCCCGCGAGGAGAACGGGGCACGUGCCAUGCCCACCACAUCACCGGAGAGCAUAAGACUGGAGGAGCUGCACCAAGAGCUCGAGGAGAUGCGCCAAAAGAAUCGCUCACUCGAGGAGCAGAACGAGGAGCUGCAGGCAACCAUGCUGACGAAUCAGGCCACCAUGCUGACCAAUGGCGUCGAGCAGGGACGUAACCUGCUGAAUGGCACUCUGAAUAAUCUGGCCCAGGAGCUGGAGGAGAUGUCACAGGCUCAGGAUUCUGUGGAUUCAGCCACAUUAGCAUCCUUAAGUCAGCUGCAACAGGCCUUCCAGGAAAAGGAGGAUGAGAAUGUGCGUCUCAAGCACUACAUUGAUACAAUCUUACUGAACAUCGUGGAGAACUAUCCCCAGUUGCUCGAAGUCAAGCCCAUUGAGCGCAAGUAAAAGAACAACCGGAUGAAACAAUAACCCAGACACCUUACAGUCUCUGGACCACCUAAAAUAAACUCUAAACGGAAAACUAACUAAUUAACUACUUUAAAAUACAUUUUAAGGCUUUCCCAUAUAUUUAUGUAUACAAUUUAAGUAAUAAUUUAUUUUAUAACAAUUUAUUGUAGUUUUUAAACCGAACAACACAAGAGAACAGAACUACAAAUUUAUGUGAAGUUAGUUGAAAUUGUUAAUUAUAUAUUUUUCGUCAACCUUUUCUAUUUUAACUAAUCGUUUUGUAUAAAAGUUUCAUUUUUGUAAAAUAGGAAAAAAUAAUAUUGUCAAAAGAAAAAACCCCAGCAAAUUGUUUAUAGUUAUUGUAGUGUUGUUGAGCCCUAAAGAUAUUAAACAUAAAAAAAAUAGCUCUUAAGAUUAUACACCUUUUAAAACCAACAAUAUUUAUUAAUAUAUAAAGCAAUUGAUAGUUACUAUGUAAGUAUAUGAUAUGUGUAUGAGUAGGUGUGCAGAACGGUUGAAAGUAUCGUUCAAAUGUUUGAUAAUAUAUCAUUUAAAUUCUUAAAUAUAAUUAAGUAAGGGGCAGCGAUUAGGAUAUUUGUAGGAGUUUUAUUAAGAAGAACUUAUCCCUAACAUAAACUUUGUUAUAUUUUCUCAAAUUUCAACUUUCUUUCUACUUCUUUUUUCUUCAUCUUAUAUCUAAAUCUAUAUAUAUUUCCUCUAUUUGCUCUAUUUUCUCGACUUACUUUCUUUUAUGCUCUUACCAAUGCCUUUGCUGCUGCCCAUUUACUACAUACAGAUCGAAGAGAAACCUAUCAAAAAUUUGCGUUUAUGGUAUGGACAAUCCCCAGGAUAUAUAGUUGAUGUUUUUUAUUUAGCCUGAAUCUAUGAAAAAUGAUAGAAAUUGCUUGUCAAGAAAUGGUAGACCGAACACAAAAAUGAAAAUAAUACACAAAAUAUGUAUGCAAAUAUGUAAAACUAAUCUUAAUUAACUGAACAACGUACUACAUAUACAUAGUAUAGAAUGUAAACAUAGAUGAUGGACGCAAUGUGCAAAGAUUUAGGGAUCGCUACUGUGGAGAGGCUCUUUGAUUACGAGCCAUGCAACCGAGCCCUAAACUCAAUGAAAACCAGAACAGAAAACAGAACUCAAAGUGGUCAACUAUUUUACACAUAUUUAUAUAUAUAUAUAACGAUAACUAUCUAAAUCAAAACUAUGUUUAAAAAAUUGCUAAUCAAAAGUUUGAUGCCUUAAAUGAUUUUCGAAAGUCGCAAGAAAUAAUUUUAUAUGAUAGAAGAGUGCUGUAAAAGGCAAGAAAUUCAAAGUUUUAAGCUUGUAGAUAAUACUAAAAAAGUCCAUUAUAUUUUAACAAAAUGUACAUCUAUGCCUAAUAACAUAGAGUUUUAAUGUUAAUUUACACAAACGAAGUGUAAGAAAUAUUACUAAAAAUAAUAAAAAGAAUUUUAUA